Anopheles coustani is the source of this 3248-nucleotide messenger RNA. RefSeq lists its product as uncharacterized. The record is from RefSeq and is a predicted model, not a curated record. Gene Ontology annotation, cellular component: nuclear membrane. The transcript is spliced from 3 exons. Lineage: Eukaryota; Metazoa; Arthropoda; Insecta; Diptera; Culicidae. Gene Ontology annotation, biological process: nuclear migration along microtubule. Gene Ontology annotation, molecular function: actin filament binding; lamin binding. The coding region runs from base 269 to 3124 and encodes 951 amino acids.
CCGCGAACGUUGAUCCGGUUCUCAAAACUAAAAGGAAAAUUUGCAAUUUUAUCUGCGGUACAAACCCGAAGCCUUGUAUCCAACACGUGUAAAAGUUGAACGCUUGAGACUUCCAUAUUCUGCCGGUGGAGUGAAAUGAAACAGCAAUAAUUCUUAGCUGAAGUGACCUCGACACGAGAUUCACACCUGUGUGUCUGCGAGUAUAUUGCAUUGCAUGGUCAAUCGAUUCACCGUCUCGGGAAGGUGAUCGCCUAGCGAAAGCCGCAUCAUGAGUGGGAAUUGGCUUAUGACGCUUGGGACAAUUGUCGUACCGUCGGUUGUGAUUUGUUUCGUUUGCGUGGUUUCGUUUGUUAACUUUUAUUUAAACAUCAGGAGGCGCUUCCCGGCGAAAGUGAACUGUUGGUUUUGUAGUACCGACACACGCGUCCCGUACGAUCAAUCGAAUUCGUUCGUUUGUCCGACGUGCCGGCAGUACAAUGGCUUCACUGCGGACGGAGACUACAACCGGGAAAUACCGGAACAGUAUCAGCAGCGGCUGAACAAUUAUUACUAUCAUCAGCCGGCGAACAUCACCGAUGACGACAAGUGGGGUCAUUCUGCGCGAUCGAUCGCCAACAGCAGCGAGACCUCCCGCAAUGGUCUUUGCUUUGGUUGCAAUCGUAAUCAAGAGCUGAAAAUACAUCAGCUGGCGUCGUUUGUGCCGGAUGAUGAAGACAACUACGACGCCGAGGUGGAAGAAUAUCGCAAACAACUGGAACAGGCGUACAAACUCUGUGGCCGCUGUGAGCGCAUUGUAAAACGCACUCUGAAUGAUGUCAAGCGCAAUAUUUUGGGCUCGAAGCUGGCACAAAUUGGUAGCAAGGGGUUAAAGGCGCUCGACAUGCAUAUGAAAGCCUCCACGAAGCAGCUGGCGUACCUGAAGCGCCAACGGUGGGCAAAGAUUAGCAUUUACGCCAUCACGGGUUUGCUGCUGAUGAAACUAUGGCAAGAUGUGUCGGAGACCGGUUGGACUUUGGCAGACCUGAUGCUUCUCUGCCCGGCAUCUCUCCUUGCAACCAUCACGAGGGUUGUAUCCUAUGUACUGGCAAUGAAACAGCUGGUUUGGCAACAGUUUGAAAAACUCCUCUCCGAACCGGCCGUCCAGAGUACGACGGAACGCAUGGAAACGAUCGGCCAUGAGCUCCUCCAGCGCUACGCCCCACAACUUAUGCAAUGUUCAGCGCCUCUGCUCGAGUCCUUUACGGAGCAUGUUCCGAAUGAACGAAUAUCGUCCUUUCUACUCAACGGUGCCAUCAUGGCGCUGGGUGCGUUGCUCGCUUCGCUAGGUAACCAGCGGACGACCAUUAAACAGAUGCUUAUCUUUGGCCUAUGCACUAUCGAUUGCGUUUUAAAGUAUUUGCAGUAUGAAAAUACGAAGCUACAUCCUGCUUUGUUGCUGACACUGGCCGCACUUUGCCUCGCAAUUAGUUGCAUUGGCAAGCGCAUCAUCCGGACCGAUGUGACAAACGGAGGUGAUAUGAACUCUAGUUUCCACAAAAUUUACUCUCAACAGUGCACCGAAAGUGAUUACUCCGACGUGGACACUACGGUAAACGGCGAUCAAACUCCUGCUGCAUCUUUCCAACAUAAGUACUCCCCUAGACUCUCCACGGGAAACAACAUACUACGCCCCAGCAACAAUGUGUCCUUACUAGAGCCAAAACUCUUCCCUGCCAACGACACCGGAGCAAAUGUCAGCAGAAAAUCCCUCGAUACGACCAAAUCGGGGAGUCCUUCUUCUUUAUCAAUAUCGCCAACCAGCUCGUUUUUCAUGAACUCGUUUGCCGCCAACACCCCAAAGAUCAGUGGAUCAUUAUUUAACGUUGCGGAAGCUGGCCAGCGACCAGCGUUGGACGAAAGCAGAUCCGUGUUUAGUUCGGCUAUAGCUCCACCACCUGGAUCGCUGCUCAAAACGCCUUCAUUUUCGGUGGACGAUUUUCAGGCAACAUCCAAACUCAGUUGGAACAAUCGGAAGAGUGGCCCACCGUCAACGGCCUCCACUCGUGCAAAGCCAUUCCGGUACUCCAUGAGCACGAUAACGCAAGAGGCGGAUGCAUUUCGGGAAACCGAUGAUCCACUGAUCGAGGACGAUAUCGACCGACUUUCGAUCAGUGGACGGGUUUCGAUGAACAGCUCACUCCUCCGUCCCGCCGCCGGUGGUGGAAGUCGUGUAUCACUGGGAAACGGCAAUCCCUUCGCCCAGGUAAAUCCCUCAACCGGGGAUUUGGAUUAUGACGAGAUUUCCUCCGUAAGCCUGCGACAACGACGCCUUACCAAACCUCGACCUGCCGAAACGCUCGCUUCGACAAGAGAGUCGCUUUGGUCCGGCUUUUUGGCGACCGGGGCGGGCAGUGCACAGCAGCAGGCACACAUGUCCCGCACGUCAUCGCAGAGCUCCGGUUUUGAGUCGCAGGUGGGAACGACUCGACGAAACACACCGACAGAAACGGAGGUCUUAUCGGUGUACACCGUCGUGCCAGAGGAAACAUCGAAACCGCCACCGUCGCCCGUCCCAUCUUCGGCGUCCGUGUUUCACAGUCAGCGAAAGGGCACUCCCAGCAUCAACUCUCCUCAUACUCGUUCGUUAUUUGGCGAGCAAAACCUCUUCAACCAUACGCUCCAUCAGCAAACACCGCGCGAAAGAUCGUCUGCGUUAUUUUUCCCAAAAGUUAAUCACUACGCGAUGCCCGGUAACGGUGGGCCGGCCACUAUUGGAGGAAGUCCGAUGAAUCGGUACAUCUUCCCCCCGCAACAAUCGCAGACACCGUCCUCCUAUCAUCAUCAUCAUCCGCAUCACCAACCUCAUCAUACGCAACAACACCAGAACCAUCACACACUUGCCGGAAUCGGAGGCAGUGGCUCUACUCUUUCGCUGCAUUCGUUCCCUACAACUGGAUCCACGCUCAGCCUUGCUACCGGCAGGGACUUAUCACCACCGGAAACACCAUCCUAUCCAGCGCCAUCGAUGGCGGGGACCAGUUUCUAUACCUCCUCAAACAAAUCCAUGGCAAGCGGCAGAGCGAGUCUUCUCAACUUAAGUAAAUUAACCAACGAACAUACUGGUGGCACACUGCCCACAGUUUAGCUGGUUCGUGUAUCGUUCACAAUAUUAGUAGUUAGGUCAAUUGUUUGCCGAUGCGUUCCCGGAUUAUGCUUUCUACCCGACCCACUACUACUACUGCCGAAAGCAUUAUCCUGGUGCGCAUCAA